Molecule: messenger RNA, 903 nt
Organism: Nerophis lumbriciformis (worm pipefish)
Lineage: Eukaryota; Metazoa; Chordata; Actinopteri; Syngnathiformes; Syngnathidae
Source: RefSeq, a predicted model, not a curated record
AUGACACAUAGGAAAGAAGUAUUCCAGUCCAAGGUACUCCAAAAGCUUUACCCUGAAGCCACUAAAUUGGAAAAAGAAGCCUCUUCACCAUGCAUGCUAGUGGAUACAUUAGUAAAUAAAAAACAUGUGAAAAGAAAACCUCCCCAUCAGGAUAUUCCUCACUCACUGUCACCAAGAACAAUCAUUCAAAGUAAGCGAAUGUACACCGUUCUACCUCCUCCUGAAGACUACGAUGCACAUUCAGUGACAUAUGUCACACCAAACCAACUCGACGAACAUGGCAUACAGCAGUGCGAAGAGGAGCUGGACCAUGAUGUCGAAAUAAAUGAACAGAAAAGAAGAAGAAAAAGGAGGAAAAAGAGACUGAACCUCCAAGGACAGAAAGAUGAAAAAGCUCCAACAAUAGAGUCCACUAUUGUUCAGAAUGAGACGCUGAUGGAUGGAGUGCACAUUAGUCGGAACAAGAAAAGGAAACUGAAAAAGAAACGUCACAAAGAAAAGAUGCUCUCAUUGGGUUUGAUGCCUCGGGCUUCUGCCCUGGAGUUCACAUACCAAAAAGAAACCAGUGGGGAGGAAGAUGGGAUGAGAGCUGCUCAGUUGGCAGAAUUCCUCAGGACAACAAUGGAAGUUUAUAAAUCAGAUGCUUUAGUGCAUACAGAAAAGCUCCCUCAUCUGUCUGCUAUGCUGGAGAAUCUUGUGAGCAGCAUCACCAGUGGAAGCAGGCCAUCCUCUCUUUUGAAGCAUCUUCAUACUCUCCAGUUAUGUAUCCAAGGCAAAGACACAGACAGACUGGAAAAGGCACUGCAAGAACUCAGAAGCAACACCCUAAUGGCUGCAGAAGAAGCCACUGCAGUUGCAGGAUUGUUCCAAUAUUGGAUAACAGACAUUUUUCCCAUGAAGUGA